Aphanomyces invadans is the source of this 1128-nucleotide messenger RNA. RefSeq lists its product as hypothetical. Gene Ontology annotation, molecular function: RNA polymerase II cis-regulatory region sequence-specific DNA binding; DNA-binding transcription factor activity, RNA polymerase II-specific. Lineage: Eukaryota; Oomycota; Saprolegniomycetes; Saprolegniales; Verrucalvaceae. Gene Ontology annotation, biological process: regulation of transcription by RNA polymerase II. The record is from RefSeq and is a predicted model, not a curated record. The transcript is spliced from 2 exons. Bases 72 to 998 code for a protein of 308 amino acids. Gene Ontology annotation, cellular component: nucleus.
GCAGCACGAAACCGCUGUGACUGGUGCUCGUGGGUGGGCCAUUUGUACUUGGGCGAGCGACGCCGCCAAGGAUGGACGAAACCGCGCCAUCGAUGAAUCGCCAACAGCAGCAGUACCACCACCAUCUCCACGCACGAAAAGUGUCGGGCAUACACCAGGUGCCUGCGACCAUGUCGUUCCUGGAUCCGGGGCGUGUCCGGCAAGCAACAUUGGUGAAUAGAAUAAUGUCAUCGACCUCCAUGCUUGCUAACGGUCAAGCUUUUGAAGAUGACGAGCAAGACAUAUUGCGACACUUGCUUGGCAUGGAGUCGACGUCGUCGACAUCGCUGAACAUGCAACCAAUCCAGUACCACCGCCGCAGUGGUGCGAUUCAACAAGCGUCGGCCAGGCCAUUUACGGACUUUCAUGCGGCAUCAAGAUGGGGUGAAGGCCCGCGUUGGAGUGCAGAAAACAAGUGUUUUGCAGAAGCUGUUCCCGUGGAUCUCGCCAAAGUCGCGAUUUCAGCCGAACCGUCAUCGCCGUCCGUUCUACCUGUCAAGAAACCCCACGAAUGUGAGAUCUGUCACAAACAAUUCCGCGCCAGGUCUGAGUUGAUCACGCACGAGCGCAUCCACACCGGCCAUAAGCCGUUCAAAUGCAUGUACGAAGGGUGUACCAAGCGUUUUGCUCACAGCUCCAACUUGGGCGCACAUCACAAGGCUCAUCAAGGCAUCAAACCAUACGUGUGCAUGCACGAAGGGUGCGAGAAGCGGUAUGCCCACAGCGGGUCCCUCAAGGAGCACGUGUGGAAGCACUACGGCGUAAAGCCUUUCAAAUGCAGCCACCCCGACUGCGAUCGAACAUUUACCCAGCGGUCCAACUUCUCGCGGCAUAUGAAGAAGUGCCAUGGUGUAGAAAAUAAGGAGAGCAGCAGCACAUCCACGGGGGCGAUGUCGGCGCUGACAACGACGAGCUGUCCAUCGUCACCAGAGAUGAAGCAUGAGUUAAAUUAUAUGUAGGCCGACCUGGCCACCGCUGCAGCCACAGGAGAGCGCAGGUCGGAGUGGCGCUAGUGUCGCAGUUUGAUUUAUUGACCGUAAACAUGAAUUCCUCCAUGCAUAACUAAUGUGCAUGGCGGAAGAACUUGAC